ACACUUGUUUUUAAAGGAUUCAAUCGAUUUAUGAAUGAUGUGAAAAUGAUGUUAGGAAAACGUGCAGCAGAAUAUUAUUUAUUUUUAACAUGGUGUAUCCUGUCUCCAAUUAUUAUGUUGGUAAUAACAUUCUCAAAUUUGUUGACUUCUAAACAAAUGUCGAAUGGUGCUGGUGCUGGCUAUGAAGCUUAUGUUUAUCCCGGCUGGAGUACCAUCGUUGGAUGGUGCAUAUUUGUUGCUUGUAUAAUACCUAUCCCAUUGCUUUUUAUUAUCAAUUAUAUUCAAGAAUAUUUUUCACUUCGUCGAAAAGAAAUCAUACGAUCAACUGGUCCUUCAACCGAUAAUGGCUCUCCAGAUGAUAACAACUAUCCUGAAAAACCUCGAUAUAUAGAAGCAUUUACUCAAAAUAAUGCACCUCGAUACGAUUGGGGACCGAAGAAAAGUAUAAACCACAUUGGUUUAUAUGCUUAUUUGAAAACAGUAGAAUCAAAAGACGCCAUUGUUCUUGAUCGAAUAACGAAUGUAUCAAACGAUGGAUAUUCCAAUCGAAGUUAUCAAGAGGAUUGUAUUUCGAAUAAGAAUGCUCCGCAAACACCAAUAGAAAGACAUUAA
Messenger RNA from Rotaria socialis, 612 nucleotides. NCBI's taxonomy places the organism in Eukaryota, Metazoa, Rotifera, Eurotatoria, Philodinida, Philodinidae. The record is from the annotation of a GenBank genome assembly.